Messenger RNA from Papaver somniferum (opium poppy), 1807 nucleotides. RefSeq names its product cytochrome P450 94A1-like. The coding region runs from base 92 to 1615 and encodes 507 amino acids. NCBI's taxonomy places the organism in Eukaryota, Viridiplantae, Streptophyta, Magnoliopsida, Ranunculales, Papaveraceae. Gene Ontology annotation, molecular function: heme binding; iron ion binding; oxidoreductase activity, acting on paired donors, with incorporation or reduction of molecular oxygen. The transcript has a single exon. The record is from RefSeq and is a predicted model, not a curated record.
UCACCAAACACUUUGAACAUAUAAACCUCACUCACUCCAUUUGCCUACACUUAUCUAGUAGUUAUCUUAUCUUUUUGCGUGACAAGCAACCAUGUUCGAAAUCGGGGUUUUAGUUUCAUGGCUUAUCCUCCUCAUUAUCAUUCCUUUGUUUACCUUUUCAUUUUUCAUCAACUUCACUUCUUCAAGUACUAUUAAUUCCAAGUUGCCGAGAUGUUACCCGUUAAUAGGUUCAUAUUUCGAUAUCGUUGCAAAUCGAGGUCGAAUGAAUCAGUGGAUGGCCGAGGUUCUUCGUCACUGUCCAACUGGUACUUAUGCUCUUCGACGUCCCUUUGGUUAUCGUCAGAUCUUCACUGCUAAUCCUGCAAACGUCCAACACAUACUUAAAUCCCAAUUUUCUCUUUACCCAAAAGGUGAAAUGUUUAGAAUCUCUCUAACUGAUUUUUUAGGCUCUGGUAUAUUCAAUACUGAUGGUGAUAAUUGGAAGUUUCAAAGACAAAUAUCAAGCCAUGAAUUCAAUACCAAAUCUCUUCGUAAAUUUGUCGAAGAGGUCGUUACGACCGAAGUUUCUGAUAGACUAAUCCCCAUCCUCAACUCAACAGCUGAAAUGAACUCUGUCUUGGAUCUUCAGGAUAUCCUCCAAAGAUUUGCUUUUGAUAAUAUUUGCAAGAUUGCAUUUGGUUUCGAUCCGGAAUACCUCUCACCAUCACUCCAAGAAGCAGAAUUCGCUACUGCUUUUGAAGAAGCAACUAAACUAAGCGGCGAAAGAUUGAGCUCUGCGAUCCCAAAUUUGUGGAGAAUUAAAAGGUAUCUUAAUAUUGGAUCCGAGAAGAAUCUCAAAAUUGCGAAUUCAAAAGUCCAAGAGUUCGCAAAAAACAUUGUAAGACAGAAGAGACAAGAUCUCGAAAAGAAGUCUUCAUUUGAAGUUACUGAUCUUCUUUCAAGGUUCAUAAAUUAUGAUCAUUUAGAAGAAAACUGGUUGAUAGAUAUUGUUGUAAGUUUUAUUUUGGCAGGUCGAGACACAACCUCAGCAGCCUUAACAUGGUUUUUCUGGUUAAUUUCCUGCCACCCAAAAGUAGAAGAAGAGAUAGUAAAAGAGAUACUUGGGAUACCAGACAAACCGGUCUACAGCGAUAUAAAGGAAAUGACUUAUACCCAUGCAGCUCUUUGUGAGAGCAUGAGACUGUACCCACCAGUACCUACAGACAGUAAACAAGCAGCUAGCGACGACAUUUUACCGGACGGAACGGUUGUAAAGAAAGGAGAGCGAGUAACAUAUCAUCCAUACGCAAUGGCAAGGAUGCAAAACUUGUGGGGUUCAGAUUGGAUGGAAUUCAAGCCAGAGAGAUGGUUAGAGAGAGACAGCAUUAAUGGAAAAUUAAGCUUUGUGCCCAAGGAUUCCUAUACAUAUCCAGUAUUUCAAGCAGGACCCAGGAUUUGUUUGGGUAAGGAGAUGGCAUUUUUACAAAUGAAGAUGAUAGUAUUUGAAACUUUACGUGGUUUUCGAGUUGUUCCAGCACAUGAAAAUGGUUUUGAACCUGUUUUUAUAUCCUACCUUACUGCAAAAAUGAAAGAUGGUUUCCCAGUGAAGAUUCAAAAGAGGGAUUUAAGUUUGUGAUACUAAAGUUUGAUGUUUCUGAUACUUCACUUUCUACAAUUUGGUAUACUUCAGUAUAAACGGACUCGCAUCAUACUCCCUCCGUCCCACUCCUAAGUGACCUAUUUGAAAUUUGCACAAUUUUUAAGGCAAGCAAGGAAAAUAGUAUUUUUAAUCAUUUUUUACAAUUAUACCCUUAUGAAUAAUAACUAG